Molecule: messenger RNA, 977 nt
Organism: Glossina fuscipes
Lineage: Eukaryota; Metazoa; Arthropoda; Insecta; Diptera; Glossinidae
Exons: 3
Coding region: 725-961 (78 amino acids)
Source: RefSeq, a predicted model, not a curated record
UACAUACAUUGUCGAAAAAAGCAAAAUGAAUAUGCCAUACCCAUCUUCCAAGUGGUGCGUGUAAAAAGAGAAGAACAAAAGAGGUUCAAAGACCUGACAAUGGAAAUUUUACAGCGACUGGAUUAUAAAUUUCCUAAAAAACUGAGCUGACAUCAUCAGGCAUAAUGGGGCGUUAGCAUAUUUCCCAAAGGUUUCAGGUCUAUUUUCCAUUUAGAUUUUCAAAGGCUCAAUUCUUUCUUGAGAUUGAAUUCGAUUAAAUUCAAUAAAUUUCUUAUUAUUUUUGUGUUUAUACCGUAGUCCCCUUGUGGUACAGGGUACAUUAAUUUAGUGCGAACGUAUGUAACACGUCGAAGGGCUGAAGGUAGACCUAGCUUUUAUUAUUCCGAUCGAUUGAAAUGUCUGUCCAUGUAAAAAUGUGUUCAAGCUACAGGUCGCAAUUUUUGAGAUAUUUUGAUGCCACUUGGUACAGUGUCGUAUUUUGACCUAAGGACGAACGGUAUUAAAAAAGGAUCGGAUAUAAUUUUUCUGUUAUAUAAGAAAAAGUGCCGUUUAAGGUAUUUAAUGGUCGGCUUGUCCGACUAUAAUGUUCUUACUCGUUUUUUCUUGCUUUAGACAAACCUAUAUUAAAGCGUUUCAUCGAUGUCGUCAAUGAUGACCUUGAGAAGGCGAAACGUUUAUUACAACGUGAUCCCUUGGAUAACGGUUCGGAGCAGUGUUUCAAAUUAUGGAUAUCAUACCGUUACCCGGUUUAACAAAAGAUAAUUGCUCUGUGGUAUUUCACCGCUCUCGAGAUUCUAAUAUCGACAAGUUCAACUUUAUAGACAGUGCCAAGUGUUUAGUCAUGACCAGCGUUUCAUUUGCGACGAUGAAGGAAUAUCUGAGGGUGAUAUACCAGCUUUCGAUAUGUACGAAUGUACUCGGGGUCAUGUGGCUAACAUGUCAUGGCGCGAUCUCCGUAUAAUAACAGCACUCACACA